Messenger RNA from Corticium candelabrum, 500 nucleotides. Its product is annotated as RING finger protein 141-like. The record is from RefSeq and is a predicted model, not a curated record. NCBI's taxonomy places the organism in Eukaryota, Metazoa, Porifera, Homoscleromorpha, Homosclerophorida, Plakinidae. The coding region runs from base 10 to 489 and encodes 159 amino acids. The transcript has 4 exons.
UAUCUGCUAAUGAUUCUUUACAGAUUCCUCGGCAGUUCAACUUCAAGCAGUUUCUCAAUCGAGCUUUGUAACGGUAGAUCUGAUGUAAGGAGAGGCUGGAUGAUGGUCAAAACUGCGAAUGCAGAAGUUACUGAAGAAUCGGAAUCUAAUGUAUUGGCAGACGCUGCAACUGUCCCUUCUGUUGCUGCUGUAAUCAGGACGGGAUCUCUACUAGAUGACCAUUGCUGCAUUUGCUGGGACAACGAAUGUAACACUGUAUUGCCGUGCACUCACCGUUACUGUAACGGAUGCAUCAUAAAAUGGGGUUUGACUAGCACCGACUGCCCUCAGUGUCGAAGCACGUUUACAGUCUCAACAGAAACGUAUCACCUGGUGAGAAAGUCUUCAGACAUCGAGGUCACUUAUGGUGAUCUCAUUGCUGCCAUGUUUCAAUCGAUGCCGUCUACUUCGACCGACGCUUUUCGUCACUCGAUUUCUCCACAUCCUUGAUGGAUGGCCGU